Asparagus officinalis (garden asparagus) is the source of this 1266-nucleotide messenger RNA. RefSeq lists its product as uncharacterized. NCBI's taxonomy places the organism in Eukaryota, Viridiplantae, Streptophyta, Magnoliopsida, Asparagales, Asparagaceae. The transcript is spliced from 12 exons. Bases 1 to 912 code for a protein of 303 amino acids. The record is from RefSeq and is a predicted model, not a curated record.
AUGGAAAAUGCUUGUGCAGUUGGAAGAGAAGAGGCUGGGAAAGGAGUUGUUCCCGCUGCUGGAGCAUCUGUUGCAAAACCUGAAGCUCCAGUAUCUGGAAACAAAAGCGAAACAGAAAAGCCAGCUCCAGUAGCCAAGGCGGAUGAUAGCGCUUCACCUUUACCUCCAAAAGCAAUUGUAACUUUCCUUUUUCUGUUUUUCCAAAGAGAAUUCACAUUAGCAUUACUCAGCAUUGUCAUGGUUAUAGUUACUUCUCUUCUUUUUGUCGUCGUUGUUACUGCUACUGCUGCUGUUACAAUGAGGUUGCUCCAGACAAUGAAUUUGAGAAGCGUAUCAGACCUGAGGUCAUCCCAGCAAGUUUACACUGGAAGAGCUUUGUUUACACUGGCUGCAAAGAUAUCUCCGACUACAAUUUUUGUUGAUGAGGUUGAUAGCAUGCUUGGACAGCAGAUUAACCGUUUGGGCAAAGUUUGUCCAAACGGUUAUAACCGUUUGGACAAAACUCUGUUCUUGAAUGCAAUUACAGGUGUAGGUGUUGCUAAGACUAAUAAUUGGGUUUUUGAUACCUCUCAAUUUGAUAACAUUCUUAAAAGACUGAAAGUGCAAGUUGCUGAUCCAUCUAAUAAAGUAUCUGCAGAACUUGUAGAAACAAAUACUGAGCAAGAAAAUUCUCAAAAAGACACUUCUGUUGUGGAUCAAGCUACGAAGGCUACUACUACUAGGCCACAAGGAAGUUAUGAAAACUUAGGAGCUUUUGCGAAACAACGAGAACUCUAUGCUUCUGUUAAAAAUUUUUUUGAUAUGAGCUCUCUACGGACGACAAUACCAUUUCCAGGGGUGCCUACUACUCAACAAUGGUUACCUCAGAGUUCCAACAUCCAAGGUGUACCAUACGUGGAAUCAAGAACCUAGUUCUAUGUUCUCAAACGCACAAGGCACUAGCACAUCUCGUCAUGGGAAUCCAUAUGCUUAGACAUAUAUCGGCCAAGGUAACAUGACCGCUGCUAGUGAUACCAUGGAUGCUUGCAAGUUCUGAUAGUGCACUGACAAAACCUGUUGUUCCCUUCUUUCUUGUCAUGAGGUUACAAUCAAACAAGAAUAUUUAAACAGUUGUUUCAUUCUUUCUUUUCUUUCACAUUUUCCUCUCUUUCCAUUGUGUUUCUUUUUUUCCUUCAUAGAUUACAAGCAAACUGGAAUAUGUAAACAAGUCUUUGAGUGUUGGCUUAAAAAUGGAAAUGAAUGUAACUAUUUUGCAGUGGGAGCAAA